AUGUCGAGUUCGGAGACUACAGACCCGGAUGCGCUAGAGAGCUCGGAGUCGGAAACGACGUCUACAGACCUCGAGGGGCCAGGGACUUCGGGAUCGGGCUACAGUGGUUCUUCGGACACGGAGUACUCAGAGUACAGUGUGUGCUUCGACUCCAGCUCCAGUGAUGCCGCUCUACCAGACUGGGAUGAGGCUUGUGACCGUGCAAGGCGAGACCCUGUGAUCUCCCAGAGACUGAACCGUGCACAGCGAAACUAUGUUUCUGGCUGGGGAAACUCGAUGUUGUGCCGCACCGGAAUGCUGGGAAGGGUGAAAAAAUUCCUCAACUACGACUUCCCGGUGAUGUCCGAUUGCUCUGGAGCCGAAGGCGGCAUUCUUGCUCUGCAAGCGCUGGGGAUCAAGGUAGACCACAUCAGCUCCUCCGAGAUUAACUGCAUUGCAACGGACUUCCUCGCUCACAACUUCCGCCCGCGUGUGUUCUACCCGGAUGUUUGCAACCGGAAGUUGCAGCUUGAGAACUACCGAAGCGGUGCCCUCAUCGCCGGCUUCCCCUGCCAACCGUUCAGUGUGCUUCGGAGAGACAGCGAUCUCCUCGACGAAGAGGCUGCAAAGCCCUUCUUCGCCAUCGUCAAGACCAUCGGCGAGCUUCGGGUGCCCAUCUAUAUCCUUGAGAAUGUGAGGGGGAUCAAAAGAUGCCUCGGGGCAGUGAACGAAGAGUUGCACAAGCUCAGAGACUACUAUCAUGCCAUCAUGGAGAUUGACGCCAAAGAGAUAGGAGAUGUGGUGAGCCGACCCCGGCUGUAUUUCAUCGGCGUUCUGAGGAGCGUGGCAGCCCCUGAAAUCUCCUCGAAUGCGAAGCUGCAGAAUGCCGUGAACUCCAUCCUCACAAAGGCUAAGAGGAACUGCACCCCGCCGACGCCCUGGCAUAAACUCCUAUUGGACGACUCCGAUGCGGUCCAGGAGCCGCCGAUCAAGAGAAGGAGGCAAACCCAAUUGGAUCUGCGCUAUGAGAAGCUCGGCCUUGCAUUUGAUUAG
This is a messenger RNA of Symbiodinium sp. CCMP2592, 1032 nucleotides long. Lineage: Eukaryota; Dinophyceae; Suessiales; Symbiodiniaceae. The record is from the annotation of a GenBank genome assembly.